UCUGGGCAUCUUCCCCCUCUUUCUUCCCCUCAUUGCCCCUCUCCUGCCUUCCGCAGUCUCCCAGGCACUGGACUGUACGCUGUGGGCUUCUUUGGUCACUCCUCGGUCUAACUCUGCUCAAUUCCACUCUGGACCUGCUGCAAGUAGCCUUCUAGCCCGGGUUUUGCCCCGUUAAGCCCAUCAGCCACCGCGUUCUUGCCUGGUGACUGGAUCACCUGGCUGUCAGAAACAAACACGCGUUCACACACCGUCUUAAAUCUCAUUAUUGCUGCCUUGACACCAAAUUGUCGAGAGACGUGGCAAUUUGACCCUCUCUGAGCCAUUCUACACAUAAAUCAAGAUGGCCACUCCAGCUCAAUGCUACUACUGCUUCGAGACCCUUGCUGCCUCUUAUAGGCGCAACGAACCCAUCAGCCUUGCGUCCGUCGAAGAGCUUUGGGAACGGCAUGAACAAUAUAAAAAGCUCGCCGCGUUGGACGACGAUGGUGAUUCCCAAUCCGUAGACGAUGACGAAGUAACCGGAGGACCCGCUGGGAACAGCAGUCGCUCCCAGAAGAUCAAAGUCCCCAGGGUCAGCCGACUGCAGUCUGGCUCAAGCUCGUCUACAACACCCUCCAUCACCUCCGCCAAUUCAUCACAAUCCAUCCUCUCAAGCUCCACCACUGUCACAACGCCCAGUUCCCUAUCAACACAGUCCGACACAGCAAGCCGCAAGCCGCGAGAAGAGAAAUACCCCCUAUUUGUAACAUGGAACACCAUCUCAAAACAUGGCCACAAAUCACUCCGCGGAUGCAUUGGCACCUUUGAAGCCCAAGAACUUGCUGAGGGCCUGAAGUCCUACGCCCUCACAUCCGCAUUUGAUGAUACUCGGUUCUCCCCGAUCCCCGAGUCUCUUCUACCCUCUCUAUCUUGCUCAUUGACCCUCCUCGGGUCCUUCGAGCCAUGCACCAACGCCAUGGACUGGAUCCUCGGCGUGCAUGGACUCCGCAUCUCCUUUAUCCACCGCGGGAGACGCUACGGAGCCACCUACCUCCCCGACGUCGCCGUAGAGCAGGGCUGGACCAAAGAAGAGACCGUCAUUAGCCUGAUGCACAAAGCAGGCUGGGACGGGCCGACCGAGAGCAUGGCCAGACGGUUCCUGCGAGGCAGCAACAGUAACAGUACCAGUCACGGAGCAACCAAGCCAUGGGAGCAGGUCUCCGACUUCCGAGCUGUCAAAUACCAGGGCCUUAAAGCCAGCAGCAGUUACGCGGACUGGCAAGAUUGGCGCCAAUGGGUUCUCUCGUUGGACGACAGGAGCGAACAGCUCUUGAGUUAAUUCGCCAUCGACAAUCGAUUGAACCAACGAUCUACUUUAUGAUACGAUGGCGUCAAUGAGACGGACAAUGGCGUUUUCUCUCUUCUCCUCUCUUGGCUAUUGCAUACAUCUGCUACAUGACUAUGAAGAGUUAGUUUCAUUCCUCUGGCUUGAUGACAAUUUAGCCGGAUAAAUCAGAAACCUGGGCUGGACAUAUGUCAAUCAUACGGCAAAGACAUGACAUGAGCACAAACAUCAUUUCGUAAAGCCCACGAGGUGUACCUAUAUGCAGGGCCUCCAUAUUAUG
Molecule: messenger RNA, 1604 nt
Organism: Aspergillus sclerotioniger CBS 115572
Lineage: Eukaryota; Fungi; Ascomycota; Eurotiomycetes; Eurotiales; Aspergillaceae
Product: AMMECR1 domain-containing protein
Exons: 2
Coding region: 341-1318 (325 amino acids)
Source: RefSeq, a predicted model, not a curated record